AUGAUGUACUUUAUUUCAGAUAGCUGCACAUGGUACAAUGGUGGAUGUGAUGUGAAUGCUGAGUGCACUCAUAGAGACGCUGAUUUUGCGGUGGUAUGCGGUUGUCGUAAGGGUUAUACUAAAGUUGGUACCGAGGAUGUUGUUAAAUGCAAGGAUAGUUGCUAUGAGAAUAAUGGGGAAUGUGGUCCGAAUGCACAGUGUAGUCAUGAAAGUGGUACAUUCGCUGUCGUGUGUAAAUGUCAAGUUGGAUACAUUAACAGUGGAUCGGAUUCGACGUUGAGCUGCAUAGAUAGUUGUAAACGUGAUAAUGGUGGAUGUCAACCUGGAGCAGUGUGUUCUCAUGAUCCUGUAACGUUUGCAGUUGUUUGCGGUUGUCCAGAUGGAUUUGUGAACUCUGGUUGUGGAGCUGACUCUAAAUGCGUUGAUGUUUGCGAAGUAAAAAAUGGUGGAUGCGAUCCGAACGCAGCAUGUUCCCAUGGUGGUUUAAAGAAUGCUGUUGUGUGCACUUGCAAGAAGGGUUAUACACCUGUUGCUUCGGGAUCAGUCACAAUAUGUGUUCAGGCGACGACUACUCUAGCUCCUGGUACUCAAAAGGCUUUUCUGAAAGUCGCACAUAUGAAUUCGAUGAAUCCUGGAUUUCAAACAGGUCAAUGUCCAUCUAGUCCAGAUGGUCGCUAUGGAUGGCAUUUGCUCCUUCAGGGUACAUCAACAUCAUUCGUCUCAAUAUCUUGUUUGUUUAAGUCAGCAGGUGUUGUGACUUCUAUGAUACAAACACCAACUAUCAUUAAUCAUAUUAUUGCGUUUGCUGGCGAUAUUUGGGUUGAUGUUGUAACUCUUUCAAGUGACCGUAUAGUUCUAAAAUAUUUGAUAAAAUGUUUUUUUGAAGAAGAUGCUACUUCACUGGUUAAUUAUAUAACUGCCUAUCAAAUUCUUUUCGCAGCUUGGAAAUUUACACCGAAUAUAAAUAUAUUUAUACAUAUGACAGCAAAUGAUGUUGACAUUGUGGCUAUUCAAUUAUGUAAAACAAUUGAAAAUCUAAAUGUUUUUGGAACAGCUUCAGAAUCAAAACAUUAUAUUAUCAAAAGGAAUGGUGUUGAUAUAAUUCUGGAUCCGUUAAAUGAAGAAUAUAAUAUACGUAGUUACGAUUUACUUGAAGCAUUGGGUAGAAGAAGUAUAUUUUGA
This is a messenger RNA of Rotaria sp. Silwood1, 1182 nucleotides long. The record is from the annotation of a GenBank genome assembly. Lineage: Eukaryota; Metazoa; Rotifera; Eurotatoria; Philodinida; Philodinidae.